CAGUAUGAUGACCUGCGUGUCGAAUGUGAGGCUUUUGAUGUGUCCAUUGAUGGGAGAUGAUGGUCUACCCGAGUGACCAGAAUGGAUUGCUUCAAGACGAUCGGAUUCACUGGUAGCUGGUCAGACCCUCAACACUACCUAUCAAGCAAGCACAUGCUGACAAUACUAUACUACGAUAAUGACCAUUGGCUCGGCAUACAAGUCAAGCGGCGCCAUGUACCGAGAACCGCGCCAAUCGGUCGAUCGUGCAGUCUCUCCGCAUUUGACUGGGGAGCCAAGGCUGAGAUAUAUAGAAUGACCACACUAUCCGUACACUAUAUGUCUGCCAAUCUCACUACAUACAUGACUGUUAUAGUAUAUAUCAUCUGAUAUAAUGACGUUUGCGAAUAUCAAGCUCCCCACAAAUCCGCGGCCGACAGGCAUCUUCGAGGUCCGCCCGUCCAGCGCAGAAAGCGCAGCCAAGACAGCAGAGCUGAUCAAGACAAACAACGAGCGUUACCAUCUUCUGAUCCACAAUGCGGGCGUGCAUAACCACAUCCUCCACCACCUACUAGCCCUAUAUUCCAUGGGCGCAACGCCCGCCCAGCUCGAAAAGGCCUUUCUGCGAGGCACCAUCUCCCAGAAACCGGCUGCUGUGCCCAACAGACAGCGGGUGCACAACUUCAGAGAUCCAUCGCAGUUCCGGGCGUGUGUGGGAAAGGGCAAGUACUAUAAUGACUACUAUGCAUUCUUUCAGGAGGAGGUCGAGCGGAAUGGCAUGGCGUGGACGGCGAAGGAGUAUAUCUUCAAGGGCGACGAGCGGGGAGAGGAGAUGUUUCGUCGAUUCUUUGGUGGCUACCUGCAUUCACCCAUCCACUUGGGCUACGCAAUUGAAUUCGACCAGCCUCUUAUCGCGGCAGAGGCAUUCGCACUGACAUCCGUUCACUCCUCAUUCUACGGCGAAACCCUACAUAUGAUCGAAAAAGCUGUCCAGUCAUCGCCUCCCGCCCCAGGCCGCGCGUUAAUCGACAUCCAGCAAGACAUCUACUCCAACCAAAACAUCCGAAACGCAAUGGACUACAACGACAUGGACAAACUGCAUCAAAGCGUCGUCCCAAACGCCAAAGACGACCUCGUCAGACUGGUCGGACAAUGGCGAGUCCACCCAGACGAGCUUGAGGUCCGUGUUGCAGAACUGCUCAACACAUUCACCUACCUAGCAGCAUCCGCACAACGCCCCAACAAACAAAUCCGCUUCGACUUCUUCCUCAUGCACGCAAUAACAUCGAGCUCCUUCGCGCCCGUCCUCAUCAGCACACCAUGGAUCCCAAAGCCAGUUCGAGCCCGUAUCCUCGAAUGGCUCGGCCGCGCAGCUUUACUGAUCUACAUUGAGUCGGGGGCUCCUCUGCCCCGUCCUGAAGAGAUAGCAAGGUAUAAACCCCUUCAUCCGUCCGGAUGGAGUGAGAUCUUCUACCGCGCGUGCGAGUACGAAGAUGACGGACAUUUGAUUAAGCUUAUUCGCGGGAUCCGCACGGCUGCUGCGCUUGCGGGGCCGUAUGCUGAUCGGAGCGAGUUUUUGCUGAAGGGGGAGGGGGAGUUUUUGGUGAUUGCUCAUAUGGCAAUGGACGGCGCCGAAAAAUUCCAAACCGAAUCCGUCGAGCAAGAAGUCGAACAGGUCAACGAGAAUUCCAUAAUGGGGCAGAUCUUACCCCGGGAUAUCAUGCGCGUGGUGGCGCGCUGGCCCCGCAAUGUGGGAUACGACGAGGCUUGGUAUCAUGUUCCGGAGAGGGAGGGACUGCUGGCUAAGGCGAGGAUUUGAUAGACCUUGGUUCUUUGGUGCUGGGCUUGUGGCCUGGUUGUUUUUGUUUUUGUGGUUGGUUGGUUGGCUGGUUGGGUUGUGUUGAUGGUAUCAUUGGAUAGGGACAUUUUACGGCUGAUGUUUUAUAUGCGAUUGAUGUGAGUAAGGACAUGUUACGAAUGAG
Aspergillus candidus is the source of this 1961-nucleotide messenger RNA. RefSeq names its product questin oxidase family protein. Lineage: Eukaryota; Fungi; Ascomycota; Eurotiomycetes; Eurotiales; Aspergillaceae. The record is from RefSeq and is a predicted model, not a curated record. Gene Ontology annotation, molecular function: oxidoreductase activity. The coding region runs from base 374 to 1798 and encodes 474 amino acids. The transcript has 5 exons.